Messenger RNA from Rhinocladiella mackenziei CBS 650.93, 747 nucleotides. RefSeq lists its product as uncharacterized. Bases 1 to 747 code for a protein of 248 amino acids. The transcript is spliced from 3 exons. The record is from RefSeq and is a predicted model, not a curated record. Lineage: Eukaryota; Fungi; Ascomycota; Eurotiomycetes; Chaetothyriales; Herpotrichiellaceae.
AUGGCUUGCCUCGUCAUCCCUCUCUCCAUUCUCUUGGUCCUUACCAUUAUGACCACCACCCACCCAAUCCAAGCUCAAGUUACCAUCGACCCAACCUCGCCAACAUCCACAGCCAUACCGACAACCACAACCACUGGCGACGCUGUCUGCGGCACCAGCGCCAGUGAUUGGCGCAUGAGUCCUCCAACCGCAAUGCUCCUGGCGUCGAUAUUCUGCAACGACCUGUACCAGCCCGGCAACUUCCCCGCCAGAGGAAAAAUCUUCAACUCAACUCACUAUCCGACGGAGUUGAGUCCUUCCGCCGGCUCACCGAACUACACAGCCAUGGAACUCUCUGGCCUCAUUGUCUCGAUGUGGCUGAGUCGCGCCAACACGACUGUCAUCGACGGCGUCGAGUACAUCCACGGCACGGACGAGCAGUGCGCGCGUGACAAUUGUACAGCAGGCUUCGAGAGCGCGAUUGAUUUAUGCCAAUAUAACUCCCACUAUGUCGGCGGGAUCAACUUCUUCCUGAGCGAUUGCGGUAUCUACCAGAUCCACAUCGCUAAUUGCAGCGGGAAUUGGCUCGAUCCGGACUGUGAUCGAUGGCAUAUCUUGCAUCCGGGUGUCGGGUUGAGUAAGAACGAGAGUCUUGUGGGGGCGGCGCCGCCUAAGCCCUUGACAGCAACGAGGAGAACGAGUACGGAUAGCGUCAACCUGAGCGACACAGACACGUACACAGAGACAGAGACUAAUGCUCUACACUAG